GUUUAUGCGAAACACUCAUAAACUAGACAUCAAUUGAUUACAAUUUGCAAACUUACGUGUGUUUUGUUAUAAAUGAUUGUAAUUUAGCCAUAAAUUGCAAUCAUUUGAGUCUAUAUUAUGGCAAUUAUAUUGAGAAAUGCAUUGAAAUUAAGUCAAGUGUUGGGAAACAAUGCUUUGAAUGCAAAUAGGAUUGUAUUGAUUGGAGUGAGAAAUUGCGGUUGGAUUAGGGACUGGAAACCCGGCCAAUACCCCAAGACUCAGGAGGAGAGGAAGGCCGCGGCCAAGAAGUACAAUCUCAUCCCUGAAGACUACGAGCCCUACCCCGAGGGCAGCGGAUACGGAGAUUAUCCUAAAUUACCGGAAGUGGGUCAGGACGCCAGAGAUCCCUAUGAAGACUUCGACUAUCACUAUAGGCGACANCAAUGGACAGUCGUGCAGAGCUGUCCCCCACCUCCUGAGGGCUGUUCAGUGAUUCCUUAUGAAGGAUCGAGGCGAAGACAGAGAUAUGGCUCACGAAAGUCAGACGAAGGUCUGGUUCGCGCCGAUUGUGUGAUCCGAGGCAUCGCUUACUUCACGGGAGAGACCAUAGGAGUGGCCUCUAAUAAUUGUCUGGAGUGUCGGUGCGCUAAGAAUUCCAUGUAUUGUUCACCUCUUUGUUGCACUUUUCAGAGGACAACCACUGAAGAAAACUUUGGAAUCAAUUAUAGACGAAUUGAUACACAGAAUAGAGUUCCCGAUCCAAACCCUUUAUCUCAUAUUUAUGAAGAGUUAGGCUUACCUCCAGUUGGCACCUUUACCUAAACUCAUUUUACCCGUG
Oppiella nova is the source of this 817-nucleotide messenger RNA. Lineage: Eukaryota; Metazoa; Arthropoda; Arachnida; Sarcoptiformes; Oppiidae. The record is from the annotation of a GenBank genome assembly.